Molecule: messenger RNA, 2488 nt
Organism: Colossoma macropomum (tambaqui)
Lineage: Eukaryota; Metazoa; Chordata; Actinopteri; Characiformes; Serrasalmidae
Exons: 3
Coding region: 388-1173 (261 amino acids)
Source: RefSeq, a predicted model, not a curated record
AGAAAGUACCGCCGCUCGGGGCCCUCUGUGUUUUGGAUAGCACUCCCAUCUGAAAUUCAAAUAGACGUGUCGAGGAGACAUGGGAGUCCGGAGUCACCCGGGACCUUCCCUCCUCAAGAGGAGCGAGCCAAGGAGAAAACACAGCGAGCGGAAUCAGAGCCGCAAAGCCGGCCGUGUGUGAGGAGGAAGAAAGUCAGUGCGAUGCUCCUUACUUCCAGGAGAAGUCUUUGGACUUCUUCGUAUCUCUUUGAUUUUGUUUACCUCAGGAGACUAACCACAGGAGAAGUAAAUGAACACUUGGGGUUAUCCGUGAAAAUACAGCACCUCCGGCAAACGCUCGCCACACCUUCAUCAUCACUCUAACAGCUCCACUAUCCAGCUGUCCAGAUGGGGUGCAGAUGCUGUAGGAUGAUAAAAAGUUACAUCUAUGACCCCUCGGUGCCUGUAGAUGGCCAAGGGCUCAAGCAGGACCCGUCCAAUAACUCCUUGGUACCUCCUUACCAAUGUCACACACUGCCGGACGAGGUCAACCACAAAAAACAAGGUUUCCACAACCUGGGCUUCACCAGCAACACCAGCCCCACCAAACUUGACAUUGACAACAACCACAUCAACCGACUCCAUGUUAACAACCAGGCUAGAUCCAGCCUACCUCAGGCAACAGGGGGCGACUCUACCCUCUAUAUUCUGCAGCCUGAGGCAGAAAGAACCCCCAUAAGAACAACUUCUACUGUUCCCAGUGCCCCUCCCAUAUACAGCAUCCCAAUGCUGGGAACAGAGCCUGGUAAACGAACGGAAAGGUUCAGAGACUCUGGCCUAGGGAACGGAGGGAUGACGGAUGGAAUCGAUGGGUCGGAUGGAUACUUGUGCGGACAGGAGGAGGAAGAAGAAGACAAACGGAGACAGAAGACAGCUGUAACUUCAGAAUAUGUUGGGGACACAGCCGAUGAAGAGAGUGUGAUCUCAGUGGACAUUCACACUAGCAGCACCAGCCUCUCCUCAGCUGACACCAAGCUUGUGGUGGAGGACACUGUAGAGGAAGAUUUGUCGCUUUCCAGGAGAGAGGGAGUGACAGAGAAAGAAACAGAGGAUUGUAUAAGUGUCACAGACUCUAUGGUGGCCGAAGCACUUGCUGCCUUGGAGGCGGCCACUGCAGGAGAAGAGUAUGACUGAGAACUGACUAAUGGUCGUGGAGCCUGAAGUUGACAGAAAUUAUAUAUUGCUCAUCAAGCUUUCAUCUGAAUGCUGGACAUAGCCAAAAUGAUAUUUUUCAUGAUAAAACAUUUUUUUGAUGGCUAAAUAUGAACAACACUUCUAAACUUGACAAAUUGCCUGCUAUUUGUUUACAAGAAGAUGUGGAUUUCUUAUAAGAUGGAUUAUAUUUUGCCAAGUAACUAGCAUGGAGUGUAUUUUCAGUGCAUACACUGGACUGUUGCUUUGUAAACUUGCUAUAUAUAUCUGCAUUUUUUAUAGUCUAUACUACUACAAUAGGCCUUACCUUUUCCAGUUUAGUUGUAGACAAGUCCCAAUAUUCUCUGCUUUUGCACAAUGAUACUACCUGACUAGCAGGACACUCAUGUCUGCUCCAAUGCAUAUGAAGGCUUUUCAAACCACUAUUCACUGCUAUGCACUUAACCACGCUUAGAGGAGAAUGCUAAGCAUUCAACUACAGCAUGUGGACAUGCACAUGACCAAAGGGCUAGUCUGUCCUUCUCAGAAUGUGACCAGUUAUGUCAAACUUGGGUGCUUCUUAGGUGUGCCUUUCACCAGUGCACCACCAGAGAGAGCCUUAUUCUCCAAGUAACAUUACAAACUCAGCAAUGUAAAGAUGUCUGUGCUGUCUUGCCUUGUACUCUUAAAUAAUAAUGGUGCUGCAAAGACUUCCUUGGAGCGAUGCCAUAGAAAAACUACCACUGGUUCCAUUAAGAAACACUCCGCUGAAAGGUUCUUAGGGAACCAAAAGUGGUUCAUCUAUGGCAGAGGUCUUCAAAUCCAGAUCUUGAAUCCUGCCUCCGGUCCCGAAUUUUGUAAUCACUCGUAGAUAUGACUCUAGGUGGCCAAUCAGUUACAUUGGUAGUUCAGUUAAGUUUCAGUAACUACAAAAUCUAGGACAAAAAACUGGAUUCAAGGUCCAAAUCUGAAGACCUCUGUUCUGUUGUAUUGCUUCAAAGAACCCUUUUGUUCACCUUUAGUGAACCAUCCCUUCAACUUCACCAAAAAAAAAAAGUUUUUUUUUUCAAGGGUAAAGAGUAAAGAGAAGGGUUAUAUUUAGAACCAUAAGUUCUAUAAAGAACCAUUUCAUGCUUAAAUGGUUCUUUGCAUGGUGAAAUCGUUUUUCAUAUUGAUGGGGAUUGUGUUGUAUAUAUGCCCUGCGAUGGACUGGCGAACUGUCCAGGGUGUAUCCUGCCUUCCACCCAAUGACUGCUGGGAUAGGCCCAGGACCCCCCCGCGACCAAGAAGGAUAAGUGGUUUAGAAAAAGUGUGUGUC